This is a messenger RNA of Hevea brasiliensis (rubber tree), 2266 nucleotides long. Its product is annotated as O-fucosyltransferase 36. Gene Ontology annotation, molecular function: peptide-O-fucosyltransferase activity. The transcript has 4 exons. Lineage: Eukaryota; Viridiplantae; Streptophyta; Magnoliopsida; Malpighiales; Euphorbiaceae. Gene Ontology annotation, biological process: protein O-linked glycosylation via fucose. The record is from RefSeq and is a predicted model, not a curated record. Bases 198 to 1859 code for a protein of 553 amino acids.
AAGACACGAAGGCUCAGCCCGAGAAACAUGAGGCGGGUACGAGGUCGUUUUCUUGCAUCCAACGACUGUUCGACGAUAUUCAUUCUCCAACCAUAGACUUCUCUCAUCUUCUCCUACGUUCUGAAAUCUUUUUCUCACUUCACACUCAGAUUCAUACACCCAUUUACAUUUCUUAAUCAAAUACCCUUUUCCCUAAAAUGGAUAGAGACUCAUCGGACGACGAAGAAGAUAGCCAGACGCUAAUUGAGCAAAACGACAGGAAAUCCCAACCACUCCCUACUUCCUCUCCCCAGCGCCGAUCCUCCUCCACCACCUUAGACAUUGAGUCUCUUGGAGGUUCAAUACGUCGUCGUUUCUUCCGUGACUUCAAUAAGAGGUAUUAUUACUUCUUGUUGGUCAUUUUUCUCCCUCUCUUAAUCGUCGUCGUUGUUUUCUCGGCCGAUGUAAGGAAUCUCUUCUCCGCCAAUAUUUCUGCUCUCAGGCUUGAUUCUGUUACUGACCGCAUGAGAGAGGCUGAGUUGCAAGCGCUUUACUUGCUGGGUCAGCAGCAAGUUUCUCUCUUUUCUCUCUUGAACCAGUCAUUUCCCUUUCACAGUAAUAACUACAAUAGUACGAUUUCGAAUUCUAAUUCCAAUUCUAGUGUUAAUUACAAUUCCACUUUUGUGUUCAAUAACUUUGAGGGAGAAAGUUUGAAAUUCAAGAUUGAGGAUUUGAGAUCUGCCCUUCUCAAUCAGAUUUCGCUGAAUAAACAAAUUCAACAGGUUCUAUUAUCCCCUCACAAGUCCGGGAGUGCGAAUGUAUCUUCUUCAGAUUUCGAUAACGCUGCUGGGCCAUUUGUGGGUUCUGGGUUUGGUUACGAUAGGUGUAGGAAGGUGCAGUCGAGAUUCUUGGAAAGGAAGACCAUAGAGUGGAAACCCAGAUCAGACAAGUUCUUGUUUGCCAUAUGCUUAUCUGGGCAGAUGAGUAACCAUUUGAUUUGCUUGGAGAAGCAUAUGUUUUUCGCGGCUUUGUUGAAUAGGGUUCUGGUUAUGCCAAGCUCUAAAUUCGAUUACCAGUAUAGUAGGGUGCUAGAUAUUGACCAUAUAAAUCAAUGUUUGGGAAGAAAGGUGGUUGUCACAUUUGAAGAGUUUGCACAAAUGAGGAAGAAUCAUAUCCAUAUUGAUCGGUUUAUAUGUUACUUCUCUUCACCUACUCAUUGUUACGUGGAUGAAGAACAUAUUAAGAAGUUGAAAGUGUUGGGGAUUUCAAUGGGGAAGCUUGAGUCGCCUUGGAAGGAAGAUGUUAAGAAACCAAAUAAGAAGACAGUUGAAGAUGUGCAGACCAAGUUUACUUCCAAUGAUGAUGUUAUUGCAAUUGGAGAUGUGUUUUUUGCUGAUCUAGAGAAGGAGCGGGUGUUGCAGCCUGGUGGACCUCUUGCUCACAAAUGCAAGACAUUGAUAGAGCCAAGUAGGCGUAUAAUACUUACUGCCCAGCGAUUUAUUCAAACUUUCUUGGGGAAGGACUUCAUCGCUCUCCAUUUUCGACGGCAUGGCUUUUUGAAGUUCUGCAACGUGAAAAAGCAAAGUUGCUUUUACCCCAUUCCGCAAGCUGCAGAUUGCAUUGUGCGGGUGGUUGAAAUGGCCAAUGCACCAGUCAUCUACCUUUCCACUGAUGCAGCAGAAAGUGAAACUGAUUUGUUGCAGUCACUAAUUGUACUGAAUGGGAAAAUUGUACCGCUUGUCAGACGUCCAUCUCACACUUCAGUUGAGAAGUGGGAUGCUUUGUUGUCAAGACAUGGCAUUGAGGGCGAUUCUCAGUUCCCAGGCGUUUGGCCAGUAUAUCAAACAAUUGAAAAUGCAUCAAGUAGAAGCUAUGCUUGAUAAGACAAUCUGUGCUAUGUCUAGUGUUUUCAUAGGAGCCUCAGGUUCCACUUUCACUGAGGAUAUUUUGCGGCUGCGUAAGGAUUGGGAAUCAGCUUCUUUAUGUGAUGAGUACCUAUGCCAGGGUGAAUCGCCGAACUACAUAGCAGAAGAUGAAUGAAGAUGAAGGAAAUUGUCCUAUUAUUUUCUGCUAUACAAUGUCAUUCCCUGUGAAGAUGCUUUACCAUGAAUUACCUGCAAGAACGCAAUUUAUUCUUCCUGGGUUGAUGCCUUUUACAGCUAAUGAAGCUGAAUCUAUUGCCUUUGUAUAUGUUAGUGUAUAAUUGUAGCAUUUCUAUUUUGCACAUAAGUUUGUGUUGAUUUUUGCAAGACGCGUUUAAAAUACAUCAGCUGAAGAAAUUGUUCUC